CGUGGGAAAUACAAUGGUCUAUCCGGAUAUAAACUUGAUGGUUAUAAAACACACUUGAGAAUAAGAUAACGAUUCAAGAAAUGGUGGAUUACUUGUUUCUGUAAGAAUACAUACCGUAAAUAUGGCAAAAGUAGAAGAAAUUAAGAACGUAACAUCAUAAAAUGCACAGUUAUUGAGAUAUUUUAUAAUAAUUCUAAACUCUUUAAGGUUAUAAUGCAGUAAUUCGGUCAAAAAUGUGCUUCGAAAGAAGUCCCUAAUAAAUAGAUACUAAUUUUUUUCCAUUUUUCGCCCAUUCGCGCGUAAAUCGGGGGCCAAAUGGGCAUUAUUUCACUCGUGGAAUGAAUUUGACAUAAAAUAGGACACUUUUCAUGCUAAUAUUCAAAUGUUUCGAGUUGUUUAUUUGAAAUCGAAAGUAGGGUGUUUAUUCUGCGGACCGCUUUCUGAAAUGCGGCAAUAUGAAGGGACCUGACUUCAGUUGACUUGCAUUUCACUGCAUACUAUUCAACACCCCUUUUUCCUUUCGUUUUCUUGAAGCAAAUGUAUGGAUAUCUUGUGGAAAAUAGGUCUACGACGGAGUGAAAAUCUAGAAACUGUAACAAAAUUGUUCUGGAGUAGCUGAAAUUUAUAUGAAACAAAGAACAAUUUCUUUUAUUGGUAUAUAGCCUAUAAGGUAUGUCAAGUCUACUACUAUUUGGCUUAAACACUGAAUGGAAUGGAAAUGUCGUGGAAAGUAUAUAUUAUGAAAGAAAGAAAUGGAAGGAUCAUCCUUACAACAUUUACAACAAACAACUGAAAACAAACCUUACCAUAAAAUACCUCGGUGCUAUUAUUUUCAACGACCUUUUCUAGACCUUUUUCUAGCCUUUUUUACCAACAUGCUCCAGAAACCUGCAGUGGUACCAUUUCGACGCAGCUUCUCUAGACAACCAUGCUAUACAAGAAAAUGAUCGAUCUUAUUGAUGUUUAUGAAGUUAUUAUGUAACACUAUAAUAACGUGCAGUAUAGCAUAAAAUAUCGAGCGGUACACACGCAUAUUCGAUUUCGUAUAUAAAGAUAUACUGUUUUAUUAGCUUACGUGAUUCAUUAUUACCGAGGUAAGUGAAAGCAUGCCGCAUUGAAUCGCGAUACAGGAAGAGGAGGUUUAUAUUGACUCAGUAAGGCUUUGUAUCUUAUAAUAAUGGCAUGUUCUAGUAAACUUCGAGAUAUGAAAUAUGAAGAUGAAACGUUAGCUGUUCAAGACAUUAUUAACGGUGAUACUUUACCUAUUGUUGUAAGGACGACUAGUGUUGCUCGUCAAGAAGUACAAACAGAUAUACCUGAAGACACGGAUAUUCUUUUUCAACGCGUUUCUGAAGAAACAUGUGCACAUAUAAAAGUAUUACAAUUCUAUGACAAUAAAAAGGUGCAACAAGAAAAAGGUGGCGAGUAUGUUCUGGAGCAUGACACUUUUGUUGGAAACGAAUAUCUUAUGCCGCUGAGUUUUCAUGGGAAAGUGAAAUUUGUUCGUAGACCGGGAAGUCGUGGAAGAUAUUUGACAAUCAAACAGGUACUUGCUGACUCUCCAACGUCGGUAAAGGUUGAAAAUGAAACAAAGGCGUUUCUCUCAAGUGAUAUGGAACAAACAGUCAUGAUUCAAGCAAAGACGGUUCUAGAACUUAAAAGGAUAUACAGGACUGAAAAAGGUGUAUUUUUAGAAUGCGCGGAUGGAGAUAGAAAAUAUACAUUUCAUGAAAAUGAUGAAGUCAAUUUUACUGUCUUUGAGAAGGAAACACUUUAUACUCUGACCGAAUUGUCUGAUACGUCAUUUUUACCUCAGGUAGUGCUGUUUCAAGAGAUACAUGCGGAGGAUGCUGUAUUAAAGGACCACACAUUAAGAAGCGCGAUGCUAACUAUGGUCGAAGGGCCUAUUGAAGUUUUAGGCUUCAAAGUUGUUGAAUAUCUUAUUGGCUGGAUCAGAAACAAGAAUCACAAGACCUACGAAACUAUUCUUGUUCCGAAAAAUAUAUGGAAUAAAAUGUAUAUACAAAAGCUAUGUUUUUAUGAUGACGAGGAAAAGCAAAAGUGUAUUAAAAGAAAGUAUGGACAGUGUUUAAUAUCUGACUUUGUUAGCAACUCAUUAUAUCUAUUACCAUUGGAUCAAUGUGAAGUUUCAUGGCUCCGAAGCCCCGAUUUGUUCAAGAGAAAUUCGACAGGCGAUAAAUUGUACGAUGUCGUACAAAUUACUUUUGAAGAUUCAUCAGAUGAUAAUGAGGAAGAAGAGGUUUCUUUAUAUGCAGAAAUCGAAGAACCGCCCCCACCUAUUCCAAAAAGACAACCUAUCCACCCUGCAGGAAAACCUACGAAAGUCAAGAGGAGUAGUUCAUUUUUGAAUAAAGUACGGACUUUAUUCAAAAGUAGAAGAAGAGACAGAGCUGAUGAAGGAAGUGUCAAACAUAUUGAAAAACCGCCAGGCAGGCCACCUAAACCAAAGUUCCGUGUCAAUGCUGACGUUCAAUUACAUAAUGAUGCAGUUACCGAAUCGGAUAGGAUACCAAAAGGAGAAUGUAGUCCAAUUAGACCUCUACCGUUUCUACCGACCGAUGCAAUCAAUCGAAAUUACACAAAGCUGAUAUUCCCUGAAACACAGCCAGUGUAUGGCACUCCGAUGGUUGAUAACUGUACGCCAAACUCAGAACAGUGUCAUGCUGAACAGAAUACGACAAAUAAGAUGUCGUUAGCUUUUAACAGCAACAGCUCGCAAGAGGAUUUCUUUCUUUAUUCCGUGGAAGCAGUGUCACUCUGUUUAGAAAAUUGUGGUUUAAAACAUCUUGCCAAAACCUGUUCCGAACAAAUGUUGGAUGGUUCUUUCUUCGAUGGAUUUGAGGACUGGAAUGUGCUGAAUCUGUCAGGCUCAGAUGUUGAUUUCCUCAAGAAAAUAAUAUACAAGGGAUGGAGAUCAAGAAACGAUAGCUUAUAAACAUGCAGGUGUAUUACAAAAGGGUAGUUUAGCAAAAUAUUACUUAAAAGGACUGCAAAUAAAAUAUUUAGAUGAAUAAAUCCAUGCUUUGAAUGGAUUUGUGACAGCAAAACUUGUAUAGAUUGAGAUAUGUACAAAACGUUUUCCUUUUGGUUUGAUGCUAGACUGUUAUAAACGUGUCUAAAUGUUUUUGUUCUUUGAACCAUUGUCUUGAAAAAUACAUUUACAUUACAGUCCAACUGCGUUUUCUUCCUCUUCAUCAGGAAAGUUGAGACAACAAAAGUUGACCAAGAUAUCUAUUUACAAACCAGCAGUGUUUGUUUACUUUUCAUCAGGAAAGUUGACACACCAGCAGACGACAAUGACACGAUUUCCAUCAAAUCCAAGUGUUUCUUUGCGUUAAGUCAUGACUUCCUCAUUGCAAACUCUCGUUAGCAUAAUGUAUAUCUAAUUUCACAUUAAUAACAUCUGUUAAAAGAUCCUUGGAAGUAUAGAAUGCAACCAAGCAGAAUAAUAACAUAUUCAACAUCUCGACUACCUUUGAAUACAUAAGAUUAUCUUAAACAUAUUCAAGGUCACGCAGUAAGUGUAUUUAACCUUAACACGCAGAUUCCUUUUUCUACGGAGCACAUGAAGUGACAUGUUCAAUACAUUUUAUUUUGCUAUAAUGAAUUAAGAUUUUGGUACAACAAAUUAAGAUUUCGUUAUAACGAAUUAACACCUCGAUAUAGCUGUAUUCGAUAUCGUUAAAACGAAGUAAAAAUGUAUUGACUAUUCACCUACGGGAAUAUGUAGUUUUCCCCAUUAUUCUAAUUAAUUGCUUUAAGACCAGGUGGAAGGAAAGAGUGUGAAGCUUGUUUGACCAGAAAUAGCACCUGCUUUGGAAAAUAAUAUUUUUAAAGAUGUUUUCACAAUUAUUCCUAGCGGGAAGAUUUUUCUAUAAUUUUGCAUAUUUAUUGAUUGAUGUACCACAACUUAAAAUAGAAAAGAAAAACAAUAGGUACCCGUGCUUUUUUAAUAAUCAAAGUUUAUUAGGGACACCAAAUUGGUAUUUUCGUCUGUAAAAACAAUACAUACAUGUCAUGAUAAAACAAGUGCAAACAGCUAUUUACUUAAAAAUUCGUUUUGAUCUUCUUGUUUUUACAUCAUUACAAAUCAACAUAUAGAUAUAUCAACACAGAAAAUAAUGCUCUUCGGAAAUGUCUAAAAUAUCUAUAACUGGAAAACCCAAAAAGCAUUUCGUAUAUAUAUGAAAAAUCUAACAGACAGAAUUUAAACAAAUUUUGGAUUAUGUAAGCUAGAACUAAGACAAAAAAAUACUGAACCAAAAAAUAAUAAUAUCAACACGUGCUCGUUUUCAAGAAAAAAAAAGAAAAAAAUAUUCACCCCACCCACAAGGUUAUUUUUUCAUUACCCCACUCACCUUAAAAAUAUGAACUUUUUUUUUCUUUCUUACACAAUAAAUUGCACAAUGUUAUAAACAGUUUCAAAAUAAAUUAUCUUACAAUUCAGUGAUUGGUUAUUUAUUACAACACAUACCAGCAAUAAUAAAGAUAAUUAAAAUUUAAACUAGAUGUACCAUAGGACACUGGUACACCAACUUUCUAUCAAUGUACGGUCAUAUGCUAAUUGUUGGAAAUGCAAGACUUAAAAAACUUGAGGGAUACUUUAUGGGUAGGGAUACUUCAAAACAUUAUCAAGAACCCAAGAUAAAAGUAACUGGAGAAGUAAACAAAAUAUGAUUUUUUAAUUUCAGCGGGCAGUAAGGGGGAUGGUAAAUCCAAAACUAAACCUCAUGUGCACAACUUCAUAUACUCAAUAACAUUCCAAUAAACUUUCAUGCCUCUAGGUCUUACACUUUUUGAGAUACGUGCGAAACAAACUUUCAGACCCUUUAUGCAUAUUUUUGACUGUCAAUGGCCAUCACUCUGGUCUUACUACGUGAAAUCCAAAAUAAAACCCCAGGAGCACGUCACCACAUGUUGAAUAACAAUCCUAUGAUGUUUGAUUACUAUAGGUCAACCACCUUUUGAGAUAUGCACAACACAAAUUCGUAUGGACAAGGGCAAAUCUAAGUGCCCCCUCCCCCCCCCCCCCCAACA
Molecule: messenger RNA, 5058 nt
Organism: Mercenaria mercenaria
Lineage: Eukaryota; Metazoa; Mollusca; Bivalvia; Venerida; Veneridae
Exons: 5
Coding region: 1178-2956 (592 amino acids)
Source: RefSeq, a predicted model, not a curated record